Molecule: messenger RNA, 387 nt
Organism: Plasmodium malariae
Lineage: Eukaryota; Apicomplexa; Aconoidasida; Haemosporida; Plasmodiidae
Product: acylphosphatase, putative
Exons: 2
Coding region: 1-387 (128 amino acids)
Molecular function (GO): acylphosphatase activity
Source: RefSeq, a predicted model, not a curated record
AUGCACAUUCGUCCCUAUAUAUCUUCGUUCCUUUUAUUCCCUCAAACAAAACUUUGGUCAAAUAACAAUUUUUUAAAAGGUUUUUGCAAUUCUAGUAAGAUGAUAUAUUCAUUUGAUUUUGAAGUGUUCGGCAAGGUUCAAGGUGUUUUUUUUCGAAAAUAUACAAAAUUAGAAGCAGAUAAGCUAAACAUAAGAGGAUAUGUUCAGAAUACUGAUAGAAACACAGUAGUGGUUAGAGCUGAGAGUAACAAUAAAGAAUCAUUAGAACAGUUCAAAAAUUUUUUAACACGCAUUGGUAGCCCAUCGUCAAGAAUUGAUAAAUGUGUAGUAACGAAUAGUCAAAUUGUGGACACAUACUCAAGUAACGAUUUUUUUAUAAAAAGGUAG